AUACCUAAAGCUCUGUUUAAUUUGAAUUUAACAGUCAUCACCAUGUCUCGGCAGUUUCACUUUUUUCAACAUAUUAACUUCAUGGCAUACAUUCCUACCUGGUGAUAGGUCGAUUAAAUUAAAAUAAUACUAUACCGGAAGAAUUUUUAAUAGCCAAUUCCUCCCGAGAAGGCCAAUAUGCCUCCCAAAAGGAAGUCUAAGGCCGGCGGUUUAGCAGAGGUGUCAACGCCAAAAGCGUCGUCGACUCCCGCGCGCGAUGACGAUGCCAUGGAUGUCGACACGCCGCAAGCUGCAGAUACCCCUCGAGCCGCCGAUACUCCUACAGCUUCCAAGCCUAAUUUACCUCCGCCAUCUGAGAUCCUCAACAACCUCUGGACCGACGAUCAGGAAUCUUCCCUAUUUAAAGCAGUUAUUCGCUGGAAACCGUCGGGGAUUCAUAAACACUUUCGCAUGAUUUCUAUUUCGGAACAUCUCCGCAACCAUGGGUUCGAUCCGGACGUCGAGACGCACACGCGCAUACCAUGUAUAUGGGACAAACUACGGCUUUUCUACAAUAUGGAUGCCAUAGACGAGCGCGAUAACGCCUUCGACUACGUUAAGGGCGAAACCGAAGGCCAAGAUGAGGAGCCUCCUGAGCAGAAGUACAAUUAUUUCGACCUACCUGCGGACGACUUUCAUGAUCUCAUGUGGGCCCGCGCGGCGGCCGGACCUGGUGAAGAAUCGGCCCCGUCAGAUGCAGAAGCGGAAAGUCACGAAAAGCACACGGUUCCUGGUAGGAAGCGCAAGCGUGGCAGCACUAGAGGAGGCCACGACGCCACGGCCGAUGCGGCGAGCGUCGCUGGUAGUACCACGACGAAGACGCGAAGGUCUAGUACCAUCGACGACACCGAUCAGGAGACUCCGUUUCCCAGUAGUCCUGCGGGUCGGCCAACUGCAAGAGGUGCUAGGAGCCAGAAACGAGCUGCCGCGAAGGCGAAGGCAGAGAGCGUAGAGCCAGACGUCGAAGAAGAACCCGAGGAAGACGACGAGGAAGCUGAAGACAACGAGAGCGAAGAAGAGGGAGACGAAGAGGAAAGUGAGAAGGAAGAAGCCGAUGCUGCCCCAACUACUAGAUCCAGUAGAGGGAGCACCGUUACCAGGGGUCGGGCAGCCCGUGGGCGAGGUCGAGGGAAGCCAGGCCGAAAGAAGGGUUGAGAAACCAUUGACCACUUUUUUCGCAAUAAUAAGCGAGCACAAAGCAGCCGGCUUUAAUGUUCGGAUCAUAGAAGCGGACGCGGCGAUAGGAGCCAUCGAGAAGGCGAAGGCCUGAUUCAAAUAUGCCUUUGUUGCAAUAGGGCCAAGAGUGCGGUAGAGUGCGGCCCUUAGUCACGGGGCUGCUACUCGUGUUUGUCAAUGUUUUUGCUGUUGAAGCCAAGAUAUGCCAUGGCUAUCGAGCGGAUCAUGCGGACUAUCAACAAACAAGUAGAAGGAAAAUCCUACAGGCCUAAGGAAGGGAGAUUCCUAGAUAGCAUGGAAAUGACCGCAUCCGACUUUCCAAUGGGCAUGUCCCUAGGUCUAGACAUGGGCUCUGAUCGGAUUAAGUGUGCGUAUAGUCUAGGAACGUAUUGAACUACGGCUAUGUAUGGUAUCCUGCUUGUUUAGACCAUCAGCCCUAGACUCUUAACAAGAAUAAUAAUAAUAAAUGAAGCUAUUCUUAAA
Molecule: messenger RNA, 1698 nt
Organism: Daldinia loculata
Lineage: Eukaryota; Fungi; Ascomycota; Sordariomycetes; Xylariales; Hypoxylaceae
Product: CT20-domain-containing protein
Exons: 2
Coding region: 178-1194 (338 amino acids)
Biological process (GO): regulation of transcription by RNA polymerase II
Cellular component (GO): nucleus; NuA4 histone acetyltransferase complex
Source: RefSeq, a predicted model, not a curated record